Eruca vesicaria subsp. sativa (arugula) is the source of this 624-nucleotide messenger RNA. The record is from the annotation of a GenBank genome assembly. NCBI's taxonomy places the organism in Eukaryota, Viridiplantae, Streptophyta, Magnoliopsida, Brassicales, Brassicaceae.
AUGGCAGCACCAUUCACGUUGAGGAAGAUCGGAGUUCCACCGAACUCAGCUAACCUCACUGAAGCUCGCCGCCGUGUAUUCGAUUUCUUCAGAGCAGCAUGUAGAUCCAUCCCCACCGUAAUGGACAUUUACAAUCUACAAGAUGUCGUCGCGCCUUCUCAGCUCCGUUUCGCAAUCUCUGCUCAGAUUCGUAAUAACGCUCACGUCACCGAUCCUAAGGUGAUUGAUCUUCUUCUGUUCAAGGGAAUGGAAGAGCUGACUGACAUUGUGGAUCACGCUAAGCAGCGUCAUCACAUUAUUGGUCAAUACGUGGUGGGUGAAGGGCUUGUGCAGAAUACUGGAAGCAAGGAUCAAGGGAAGUCUGAUUUUCUCAAGAAUUUCUACACCAGCAACUACUUCUGAACUGGUGAUUGUUUUCUCUACUUGUUUUGUAAUGCUACCAAGUUUCGCAUAAGCCUUUUCCAAAAUUGUAUUUUCUGACUUUAGGAAGAACUCUUCUUCCUGAGAAUAAAUAAACUUGUCAUUUGUAUGAGUUUUCCCAAACCAGUGUUGGGUUUUAUCUGUGAGUCUGUGACAGUCUUUGCUGUGCAAAUAUUGUUAUAAUUUGAAGAUGCAUAAUCAGCU